UUCAUUGUUCAAUUUUCAUGCUUUCUUGAAACUCUCUUGAAUUUAUGUUGCUAGUGGUCCACGAGUAGCUUUCUUCUUUCGGUUCUAUUCUUAGACUUGCCUACAGAAUGAAAAAGGUUGGCGUUGCUGUGUGACAUUAUCCACUGGCAUCUGCAUCUGAUGUUCACAUGUUCAGCACUUUCCAUACGACUUAGGAAGAUCAGAGCGAGGGCCCAGCAACGCAUCGUCGCUCGUCUCCGAAUAUCAGCCUCGAGAUAUGGGCACCGCGAACUGGCCACGGGCUUUUCAUUGCUUACGUUACAAUAGAUAACUGCGGCUCUAUUAUCGAGCAUCAAUACCUUCGCAGCAUGUUAAGCACCUGCCAGCGACGGUUAGCCACGGCCGAGGAUCCCAACAAAGGAAGCAUCUCGGGCCCCAUCCAGCAUGAUCCGCCGCCGCUGCCGCGAUUACGUUCUGCAAAUCUAUAAUGGAUCAUGUCUGUCCAGUCAGAAUCAAAGAAAGGUGUAGUUGACGGUGCCUUCGAGAUACACCAUUGGACAAGAACAACUCAACUGCGACACCGGAUCUCCGAGUGGGGCGAUGUGGCACAUCUGCUAAGAGCCGGAAACAGGAUUAAAGUUAUCGAGAUGAUCUGAUAACUUCAAAAGCCUAUCUGGUUGCUAUCUGAUCCUUUCCUGAUCCCCUUCUGUGCUUCAAUACUUCCGAGCCAACAAGCAAAUAUGGGUCUCGACGGCCUGUCAUCAGCACAUGGGCUCUUGACCCCCGUGCACUGAUGGCCGAACGUCGGCUGUUCCCGCCACGAGUUGAUUCGACAGAGAUCUGAUUAGAUUAGAUCAAAUUUUCCUAUCCACUUUCCCAUAUAUCGGCAACAUCCCCCACGAUUCCGCAUUUCGAAGUCUGCGAGCACAUUUUGACUGCUGGUGGCUGACUGAUCCUCAACAUCUGCUCAUCAUGGGGGUUCUGGAACCCUUCACUACAGCGAACAUGGCCUCUACCAGCAAACCUCUGGCUGGCACAACAUCGGAGUACACACCUUUACUGAGCGACGAAGAGAGCAGAAGUGUUUUCGAUAAAAACCUGCAGGAUGAACCAAAUCCAGAUGCCCAGGAAGGUGUACAAACUGUGGAAGCCAUCACUCUCGUGUGGACUAAGGGUUCAUUGAGGUUGACUUACGUCUUCAUUCUACUUAUAAUUGCCGUCAACGCGAUACAAACCCAAGUCACACAAAAUCUUAUGGCAUACGUCGUCAGCGAUUUCUCGGCGCACUCUCUCAUACCGGUCAUUGGAAUAGUUUCUGGGAUAAUGAGUGGGGUGCUGACGCUGCCGAUCGCGAAGCUGCUGGAUAUUUGGGGGCGUGCCGAAGGAUUUGCUUUCAUGACUUUGAUUGGCACGACCGGUCUUCUUCUCAUGGCAGUCUGCAGAAAUGUCGAGACUUAUGCUGUGGCACAGGUCUUUCAUGCCAUCGGGUUCGGUGGUAUGAGUUACGUUCUCCAAGUUGUUAUUACUGAUAUAUCUUCGCUAUCUAACCGAGCCCUCGCCGUUGCACUUGCCUCGACCCCAUAUCUCAUCACGACUUUCGCUGGUCCAGGCAUCGCAGAGGUCACCUACAACAAUCUUGGAUUUCGUGGAACUUUUGCCUUAUUCGCCGUGUUAACCCCAUUGUUGGCUACGCCAUUCUGCAGCAUGCUGUUCAUGAAUCAGAUGAAAGCGAAACGGAUUGGUGUGCUAGCCAAAGAUCCGAUCAGACGCAGCUGGAGAGCGAGCUUGCUGCACUACACCAAAGAAUUCGACGGUAAGACCGUCAUCCAUGUCCGCUUGAAUUUUGCUGAAAGAAAUAUAGUCCAUGGAAUCCUCUUCUUGUCGGCAGGACUGGUACUUUUCCUCCUUCCAUUUUCGAUAACUGGCUACGGAUCAAAUAACUGGACCUCCCCUUCAAUUAUAUGGAUGAUAGUACUUGGCUUGGUACUUCUCAUUGUCUUUGGCAUCUGGGAACGAUUUUAUGCCAGCCAGCCCUUCAUCCCCUAUCGACUUUUGCUCGACCGUACCGUAAUUGGAGGAUGUCUUCUUUGCUCCAGUCGCUUUAUCGCAUUCUUCUGCUACGAUGGAUAUUACACAUCGUACCUUCAGGUUGUCAAUGGUCUCUCCAUCUCAGAGGCUGGCUAUAUCAACAACAUUUUCUCUGUCGUUGGCACCAUCAUGUGCUUGGUGGUAGGAGCAUUGAUCCGUGUCACAGGACGUUUCAAAUGGAUCGCCUGGAUUGCCGUUCCUCUUGAACUCGUCGGAGGCAUUACGCUGGCAUACUUCCGUCAGCCAUACCAACCGAUAGCCUACGUGGUUAUGGCACAGGUUUUCAUCGCCACGGCAGGUGGCGCAAUUGUGAUUUGCGAGCAGAUGGCUGUGAUGGCUGUCGUCGAGCACAAACACGUCGCUGCGGUCCUUGCCCUGCUCACUCUCUUUGCUUCCGUUGGGGGCGCACUUGGAAGUGCAGUGUCUGGAGCUAUCUGGACCAACACCCUCCCAGGUGCUCUGCUUGAGCGAUUGCCUGACUACGCGAAAGGAAAUGCAACUGCUAUCUAUGAGGAUCUCGCGUUGCAGCUGAGCUAUCCUCGUGGCUCGGAAGUAAGAGAUGCCAUCAUCGGUGCGUAUAGUGUUGCACAGAUGAGAAUGUGUAUUGCAGCUACAUUUGUCCUUAUGUGGGGAUUUGUGUGGGUUGGUCUCUGGAGAGAUGUGCGGGUCGACACAAAGCAGAAUAGAGGGAAUGUGCUUUGAGCAUCACGAUUUAGAUGGCAUUUACAUGGGAGCAUACUGGGAGCAAUUUGGAUACCAUUUAGACUUGAGUUAGAUUGUCGCUGCAUAAUAGUGGAGUUUUGGUUCUUGUGUCUUUCGCGUUGUUUUAUCCGAGCGAGAGGCUGCGGGACAUGUUGUAGCAGCAGAUUUUAUGCCAAGCUGGCUUUAUUUAUUGAUUUGAAUUGUUUGAUUUUA
Molecule: messenger RNA, 2982 nt
Organism: Cadophora gregata
Lineage: Eukaryota; Fungi; Ascomycota; Leotiomycetes; Helotiales; Ploettnerulaceae
Exons: 4
Coding region: 952-2769 (605 amino acids)
Biological process (GO): transmembrane transport
Molecular function (GO): transmembrane transporter activity
Source: RefSeq, a predicted model, not a curated record